AAUUUGUGGUUUAAACUCGGUUAGAAGGCUACAAGUCAAGCAAGGCGAUUAGGCUAAAAGUAAGUUAAAAUCAAAGUGUAGAAGACUCGUGAUCAAUGUCUAGCGUAUGUGCCAUAUAAAAUAUGGGACAAAACCAGACAUGACAUGCAGAGAAAAUGCAAGCGGCUACUCGGACACGUAGCAUUAUCGCCUUAUUUCCUGCGCUACUGCCAAUGGAAUGGAGUGACAUUGGUGUGUCACUGUGAAUGGUCCGACUGGAAAACGUAACUAUGCAGAGGGGCUAUCCUUGGCUUGACUUCACACUUACUGUGGUCUGAUUUCAAUGACAGGUUAUUCUUUAUUGUAUAAUUAAUUCGACGUUUCUUUUGGAUAUUCGAGUAUUCGAAUGAAUGGUGUUCCUAGUCUGAGAGUGUCGCAACGCCAUGCACAACAGCUAAGGAAAUAUCUGCAAGCUUGUGGUAGUCUUGAUCAGAGAUACACCGUGCAGAAGCUCUCUGACGGAACAGUAGCUAUCCCAGUCCUGCCUUCCUGCCUGCCACAGCUUGACCUGCACAGUCUCCAACACAGAGUGACCUCGGAGAGUCAGUGUGAAAUCAUCCGCACUCCGCUUUCAAAGAGGGAGAGGGGAAGGACAAGUGAAAAACUGGUGAAAAUCCUGCAGGAACUACUAGAUUCUCAUGGAGAAGGUCCAGAGUUGUGGCCUGCUGUUGCCCAUGGGCUGGGUGCAGAACGUCUGGCACAGAUGGGUCGAAUCUCCAAGGAUGGGUUCAGAACUCCUGUGGGGACCAUGCUGUUAGGAGAGGACCACUGGGUCACUCAUGUAGACAACAGGAUCAGGUAUCAGUUUGAUGUCACCAAAUGCAUGUUCUCUUCUGGAAACAACGAGAAGAUAAGGAUAGCCUCAUUUGAUUGCCAUGGGGAGAUUGUGGUGGAUUUAUAUGCAGGUAUCGGCUACUUCACUCUUCCUUACUUGGUGCAUGCAGGAGCCAGUCAUGUUCACAGUUGUGAGUGGAACCCUAAUGCAGUGGAAGCUCUGAAGAGAAACCUGCAACUGAAUGGGGUGUCCUAUCUCUGCACCAUUCACCAUGGAGAUAACCGACAACUGUCGCUGUGUGAUCUUGCUGAUCGGGUGAAUUUGGGCCUCAUACCAAGCUCUCAGGACAGUUGGCCGGUUGCCUGCCGGCUGUUGAGUAGAAAGACUGGCGGGAUAUUGCACAUUCACCACAAUGUUACCUCACCACCACACAAAACAGGUUGCGAAAGUUCCUUUAUUGCUACGGUCGAGAGAGCAACUAAGACAAGAGACAAAAAUGUUUGGCAGGCCUGGGCAGAUGACACGGCUAUCCAGAUAUCCACACUACUACAGGACAUCACUGUCGAGCCAUGGACGACUAGCGUCCAACACAUUGAGCAUGUCAAGUCAUAUGCUCCUCACGUCCACCACAUAGUACUGGACUUGGAGUGCACUCCAGUUUAGACAGACCGCUUUGGACGUUGACAGCAUGUUUGGUUAGCCAUAUGAAAAAGUCAGACAAUAAUCUGUGUAACCGGGUUGUAAAAAUCUGGAUAUUGAUUUGUGUUGAAUACAUAUCAUGCAAGUUAUUUUUACAUUCCAGGAGCAUCCCUGAACUCUACACAGGAAAUAUAGUUUGAAAAUGUUCUGUACAUUUGUUCAUCCCAUUUGAACAGGCAGUUCUAAACACCUUAUAUGUGUAUACCAAGGCCUUAAUAAAUGUUUUGAAAAACCAUAGGGUCUAGUAAUAAAAUUUUAU
Messenger RNA from Hypomesus transpacificus, 1772 nucleotides. It is a transcript of the gene tyw2, whose product is annotated as tRNA methyltransferase 12 homolog. NCBI's taxonomy places the organism in Eukaryota, Metazoa, Chordata, Actinopteri, Osmeriformes, Osmeridae. Gene Ontology annotation, biological process: tRNA methylation. The record is from RefSeq and is a predicted model, not a curated record. Gene Ontology annotation, cellular component: cytoplasm. Gene Ontology annotation, molecular function: tRNA methyltransferase activity.